Messenger RNA from Drosophila guanche, 3143 nucleotides. RefSeq lists its product as uncharacterized. Gene Ontology annotation, biological process: positive regulation of protein phosphorylation; cell population proliferation; DNA damage response. Gene Ontology annotation, cellular component: nucleus. The record is from RefSeq and is a predicted model, not a curated record. The transcript has 6 exons. The coding region runs from base 143 to 3085 and encodes 980 amino acids. NCBI's taxonomy places the organism in Eukaryota, Metazoa, Arthropoda, Insecta, Diptera, Drosophilidae.
AAACAAGUGUUCUUCGCUCGUGAUAAGGGAGCCGCAAUCGAAAGAUUUCACUAUUUGGUUAAACAAUUACAAAAGCAAAGGCAUAAAAACUAUGCACUCGAGACAGUCGAACGCAUAAUUGGCCUACAUAAACACACACAAAAUGCAAAAGCAAGAGGAGAUCCUGUCGCGCCUCAGGCAAAUCUUGGACACAUUUCUGCGCGAUAACUUUUCCACAACGAACAAUGUUUACUUUGAGAAGCUUCUAACGCACCUUAAGGCGAAAGAUAAUGCCUAUGUGAUGCAGGCGCCUUUUAUUGUCGACUGGGUGGACAGAUGCAUGACCAUGGUGACGGAGGAUUUCAAUAAAAUUCAUCCAAAGGUGAUAUCGUUCAUGUUGAAUCUCACCAGCUAUUUGGCAUCCAACGAAUGGAUGAUUGUGCGCCUACGUGAACUGGACAUAGUGGGCAGAACUAUUAAAUUCCUGCAAACGGACGAUCGUCAGUUUAGUCCGUCAAUCAAGCUGGGUGGCAUACGGCUGAUGAAGGCCGUGGCUCGCUUCAGCAUGGGUCUGGCAUUCAUGCGUAUUCAUCGCACGUGGGCAUUGCUGAUUCAAUACUCGAACAACGAUCACACGUUGUAUGUGGUGCGUGAGGCCAGGCAGGUGCUCUACGAGAUACUCUACAAAUCGUGCGACAAGCUGCACGACAAGGCUGUUACUCUGGAAAUCUUGGCAGAGAUAAUGAAACCUAUUCAUGAUAAUAUAUACAAGACCACAGACCCCGAGGUGCAGGAACGCAUUCACAUUAAUGUGGACGACAAUGAGCUGCUGCACAAGAUCUCCGCCACAUUGGAUCUGCUGUCGUACAUUCUGCAGCAAACGCUGGUGCAUGAUGAGCGCACAAUGCUCAUCUCACUGAUGAAAGAGUAUCAUGACAUGGAACUAACACUUUGGAAGCUUAUCGACAUGACGCACAAUCCGUAUUUUGUGGAGAAAAUCUUCACGGCGCUGAGCAGCUACAACUUUGCCCUGCUGAUGCACGAGAAGCUGCUGAAUCCGGAUGUGACGGAGCCACCCGAAGAAUGUACUGAAUUCGGUUUGUCCUUUUUUAAUCUCAUGAAAUUCUUCAUUACCCGAAGCGACGGCGUGGGCUUUGUGAAAAUGGCCGAACUGAAUCACAUACUGUGGAAGAAGCUCGGCGCUCGUGCGCCCAAGGAGAUUAUCAUACAGCAGGAGCGUGUCACCUUUGAGAAUCAAUUGAUUUGCUUUCACAUGCUGCCGCUGCUCUUAUCCAUGAAGUACGCCCAUCGGGAGUCGGACGAGGCCACGCGCACCGAACUCUUCGACGCUUACAUUUUGAAAUUGAUGGAAAUAUCGUGCGAGCAGACAUUCCGCAUGUGCUACAGCAUGCGUGAUGCAUUCUUUACGACCGAAGGUGUCGCAGUUGGACUGUUCACGCCAGAGUUGGCCAACAAGUGCAUACACAGCAUACUGGCCCUUGAGCAUGUGCUGGACCGCGAGCAGGCCAUUACCGUGUGUCAGGCCUUGCUGUAUGUCCUCCGCGAGGUGGUGGCCAUGAGCUCGCUCGGCAGUUCGGAUCAAGAGGAUUGUCAUAGCGUUAGUAGCGCGUGCAGCUCGGCCACCACCUAUCGUGAUCUGUAUCCACGCGGCACGGAGCUGGUGGUGAAUGAUCCUAAAGUUCUGCAUUCCGUCAUGGUGGGCCUGCGCACGCUCAUUGAACGCUUUAAGAUUACAUGGAAGGAGUCUGUGGAGACGAUUGGCCUUGUCAAUUCUCUGGCCUUUGUGCUGGAGAACACCAACAUGGAUGCGAGAUGCAAUGUGCAAGCCUUGAAGCUCGUGCAGCUGGCUGUGGAGCAUUUUCUGUCACCGAACAUGGCACUGCUGGUGGACAAUUUGCAGGGCUCGGCGUUGGUUUGCUUGGGUCCUAUUAUAGUCAAGCGCAUGCACGAUACCACAUGGGAGGUGCGUGAUACAACGCUAGAGCUAACCACCUCCAUAGCCAGCAUUUCCCGCAUUAAGUUUCCCGCCUUUCAGCAGUUUUUGAUUGACUCAAAGAUACCUCCGAUUGUCUAUGAAAUGGCCAAGAAUGAUUCCGAGAACUAUGUGCGUGCCUCCGCCUUCAAAUGCCUCUCCCAAAUGGUGUCCAUCAAUCUACUCUGGGAGAAUGGACUCAGUCAACUUGAUCUUGUAGACCAUCUUUUGUUUGUGCUUUACCGUGACAAUGAUGAUCUCGUGCGUGCAGAGGCAGUCAUCACAUUGAUGAAGAUCUACGAGCAUCGCAAGAUCCACCAGAAGUACAAGAACACGCUCUUCUCAACCCUCAACUACUGCGUGGUUGGGGAUCAUCACUCGGAGGUCAAGAUGAAUGCUUUGAUGUUUUGGCGUCGGGAGUUUUUCCGGCAGUUCAGCAAUCAGGGCAUGAUCGAUGGCAUCUUUCCCACGGUGACCUUUUCGAAGGAGCAGAAAAAGAUUGUUACGCUGACGGAGAAGGAGAUUCAGACGAGCUUUGCCAAAGUGUUUGGGGAAGUGCAGCAAUACGGUUACUUUGGCAUCAUCAUCAAGUGUCUGCGCGAAGAGGUUUCCACGGAAGUGCUGGAGGUUCUUGUGCACGGCCUUAAAAUAAUGAAUGAAAAGUUUGAGCGCUACAAGGGCAUCAUGGAGGAGGUUGAGUUGAGAUCGCCGCCCCCCAGCAAUGAGCCAUCUUCCUCGUUUAACUUUAAGCCGCAGGAGCCAACGCCACAGCCAUCGGGACGCAGUUCCCCCGUGAAUCCCAACAAGGCGGAUGAGAUUAUUGAGGGCAUUCUGAACUCGCAGGAUGCGCAGCUGCUGGAGACAGCCUUCCAGACACAAAUGCAAAUCAACGAGGAGGGCGAUGAGAAGCGGCACGUGGACGAGUUCUACUACAAACAGUUUGCCAUGCCCUUGCGACAAUUCUUUGUGGAACUGAAGACCAUUGACAUGGACAAGUUGAUUAAACAGCAAGAGGAGUGGUUUGACUGCACAGAGAACUUGACAUCCUUGCUGGAUGAUAUUUUGUGUGCGAUAAAGCGUGAUGAUGAGAAUAUGAUUUCCGAUUGUUACUAAAUUGCUAGUUAAGCUGCACGAUGUGUGUUUUUCCUGAAAUAUAAACUAUUUUUUACAA